GCUGCUGUUGCUACGGUAACGAGCAUGUACUUGCCGAGUAGCUGGCGGGAGCGAAGCCAUUUUGUAGCCCCAAGCUGUUAGUUUAGCAGCUGUGUAAAACAAGACAGGCCCAUGAAUACAUGUUGUUGUGGCAGUGAACAUGAGGAGACUGCGUGUCAGUAAAUGCUUCAUUAUCUCUACUGCCCAACCCGCAGCAGCCAAAUGAAGGCUUUGGGGGAAUGCUGGGAGUUGUAGUCCAAUGACAGCAGGUUGCAUUAUAAAGAACGAGCCACAGACAAGGUAUUUUCCCCCCACCCACCACCAAUAAGGAGAAGCAUGCCUCCAGCCUCCUGUAUCCCUACUGCAGAGGAAUGCAUAUUUAUUACAUUAAUGCACAUUUAUCAUGAUCGUCUUUCUCCAAAGAGCAAUUUUAUGGGUUGUACUGGCAGGAACCCGGGAGAUUAUUAGACGGUUUCACUCCACUGGUUCUGCAUCUCAAUAUACAGCUAUUAGCCAAAAAGCCAUUUUAAGAGCCGAAUUUCCCCAAAUGCACUCCCUGAACUAGUCAUGCGACCCCUUUGGACCCCCUCUGGGGCUGUAAAGAAAACGGUCUAUAAUCCUUGCCGUAAAGCAAGAUGGAAUUGCUGUCUCUUGUCAAACAGGAAGUAGAGCAGGAAAUGCCCUCCCCAUGCAUGGACAUUGAGUGACUAUGGGGGGAGACCAGCAGCCGCUCAGGGGAUGAGACAUAGAAAUAUGAGUGGCUUCUCGCCUCGGAGCGAAGACAUUUUUCAGCAGCCAAGACAAGAGCGACAGCAGACACCCUGAGCAGCUGGAGGUUUGAUGUACGUGUUGUGAAACAAAGACAAGAGCUGCUUGCCCACAAGGGAGGCUGCAAUUCAUGGUUCCGGGUAACCGAGCCCCUGUGUAGAGUAUUCAGACAGUGCUGGGAGGUAAGUGACGGGUGCUCUUGAGUGCUGAAGUCAGCUUUGGACAAUGCUUUAGAUUAAAAGCAGCAGUAUCAGACAGAUUGCAGGGAGGCUGACGGUACUGCACUGAGCCCACCAGACUGAAAACAUUCACGGCAGACCAUGUUCCACAAUCCAGCCCAUCUGCAAGGCACUUAAAUUUGGAGGUCAUCUGGUCAGUUGCCUCUCAAACCGGUCACAAUUUCAUGUGUCGGGGUUGGACCCAUCGGCUUACCCUAUCUUGCCAGCCAGGACUACUGUCUACCUUGCUUGGGUUGGGUGCUAUUCCAAUGAAUUUCAACAUCUGAACCUGCAGGAAGGUCUCCACUUCCUCCUCCAGUUCUCUCGGCCUCCGGUGCAUAAAGACUAUCCCUAUUAAGAAAAUGUUGAAGGGACUGUGAAAGGGAGGAUGGCUGCUGGAAGAUUACUGCUCUAUGCUGGCCUCGCUCUUGCUUUGUGUGCCCUGGGCAUGCUAGCUGUGGCCAUCUGCUCCGACCACUGGUAUGAAACAGACGCCAGAAGGCACAGAGAAAGGUGCAAAGGAUUCACAAACAGAAGAAUUGACCCCGGAUUCAUCUAUAACUCCAACAAUAACCUGCCUCUGAGAGCUAGCAGGUCCAGGCUAGACCGCUGGGAGGGCAAACUACUUCUUGCAAGGAACCGUAGGCAGCUUUUUGCCAUGAGUGCUGCAGAUGAGUGCAAUAGGCAAUAUAAUUCCACCAAUAUGGGCCUCUGGAGGAAAUGUCAUCGGCUGGGAUUUGAUCAAGACAUCGAAGAUAUCAUUGUCAAAGGGGAGAUCGAGCGCUGUUCGUACAUCAAGUACCAUUACUCCUCCGCCACGAUCCCCAAAAACCUUACGUACAACAUCACCAAGACCAUCCGGCAAGAUGAGUGGCACGCUCUGCAUCUACGUCGGAUGACUGCUGGCUUUAUGGGAAUGGCAGUAGCCAUCAUUCUCUUUGGAUGGAUAAUCGGGGUGCUGGGGUGCUGCUGGGACAGGGGGCUCAUGCAGUAUGUUGCUGGUCUUCUCUUCUUGAUGGGAGGUACCUUCUGUAUCAUCUCACUGUGCACCUGUGUGGCGGGAAUUAACUUUGAGUUGUCUCGUUACCCCCGAUUCCUGUACAGUCUCCCCGACGACAUCAGUCACGGCUACGGCUGGUCCAUGUUCUGUGCCUGGGGGGGCUUGGGCCUGACUUUAAUCUCAGGAUUCUUCUGCACUUUGGCUCCUUCCGUCCAACCCGUCCUGAGGAGCAACUGCCCCAAAUCGAGGCCUGAGAAUGGAACGGUGUGUUAAAUACUGACCCCCCCCCCCGGGGGCUCAUCCAACUGGAGAUGAACUAUUGUCCCAUAAAUGACACAGGGAGGGGCAUAAAAACAUUCUCCCCCUUCACCAUCUCAUUCAUUCCAAUGUGGUCACAUAAGGAAACCACCUGAACUGGAGACUGGACCUUCCUACUGAGAGACCCCCAACCUACAGACUGUAUAUUACUCACUGCUCAGUGUUUUCUUUUAUAUAUUCCGUUGCUUUGUCUGCUGAGAGACCGAAGCUUUCUCGCCCCAUUCCCCAGUCUCUGCCUCCUGUUGGCCAAGAUACUUGAAACCCAUAUACUCUCCCGCUCCUCAGAAGAUGAUGGACUGGGGUCAUUGGGAUUCCAUGAAGCUUUCCUGUAAAGUUCCUGCUGGUGAAGAUGUAACGGCCUCCAUUGCACAUGCUCAGUCCAACCUUCUGCUCAGAGCUGUCCUUAGUGUAAGCAGGCUUUGUAGGGACCCAUUAAGUAUUACUACUACAACUACUGCUAGACCUUCAGUGCAACAAUCCAACAGCCACUAGAUCCUGUGAGUUGUACAUUACUGUCUCAUCUCUCCCUACUAUACCUGUUAUCCCACAGUCAUACUCCUUUCCCAGAGACUAUUAUCCCACUGUUACUAUAGGUACCAUCUCUCCCUACUAUACCU
Messenger RNA from Xenopus laevis (African clawed frog), 2900 nucleotides. It is a transcript of the gene tmem178b.L, whose product is annotated as transmembrane protein 178B. NCBI's taxonomy places the organism in Eukaryota, Metazoa, Chordata, Amphibia, Anura, Pipidae. The transcript is spliced from 7 exons. Bases 1354 to 2238 code for a protein of 294 amino acids. The record is from RefSeq and is a predicted model, not a curated record.